AUGGCUGUUGGGGUGGAGAAAGACACGUCGCGACUGCCCAAAAGAAUAAUUAUCGACACGGAUCCGGGAAUAGACGACACGAUGGCGAUUCUACUGGCGUUCCUGUCGCCCGAGCAGCUGCACGUGGUGGGCAUCACCACCGUCUUCGGCAACGUGCGCACGCCCACCGCCACCGCCAACGCGCUCCGCCUCUGCGAGCUGGCAGGGAGGGAGGACGUGCCAGUGGCGCAUGGAGAAGAGGUCACUCUUCGGGGCGUGGAGAAGAUCCGAGUGGCGGAUUUUGUGCAUGGCAGUGACGGCAUGGGCAACACCAAUCAGCAGCCGCCACGUGGCAAGCCCAUAGACAAGGGAGCAGCGCAGUUCCUAGUGGACACGGUCCGCGCGGCACCCGGGCAGAUCACAGUGGUGGCUCUGGGGCCACUCACCAACCUCGCCAAGGCCCUGCAGCUGGACCCCACCUUCCCCCAGCACGUGGCGGAGAUCGUCGUUCUGGGCGGCGCCUUCUUCACCAACGGGAACGUCAACCCCGCGGCCGAGGCCAAUAUAUUUGGAGACCCAGAUGCAGCAGAUGCGGUGUUCACGUGUGGCGCCAAGUGCACAGUCAUAGGCAUCAACAUCACGCACCAAGUCACCCUCUCAGUGAGGGACAUGGAGGACAUAAGAGACAGCAAGGGGCCGUUUGGGCGCUUCCUGUACGACACGUCGCAGUUCUACUACCGCUACCACAAGGAAUCGUACGGCAUGGAUGCGGUGUACCUGCACGACCCCACCACCAUGGUGGCUGCCAUGGACGAUUCGCUCUUCACCUUCCACGAGGGCGUGGUGCGCGUGCAGCUCGACGGCAUCACCAAGGGACUCACUUUGCUAAACAACACCAACAAAGUCAAUGACUCUCCUCCGCCCCUCCUCCCCACAAGCAGCAGCUCCCAGUCCUGUGUCCUUAAGAGCAACGCCUCAACCUGUGCUUCUUCCACCAUCCCCUCCUCACCCUCCUCCUCACCCUCCUCCUCACCCUCUUCAUCCCCGCACGCACCCUCCUCAACCUCGUCACCUCACCCCUCACUCGCAUCGUCUCUCUCAUUCCUGGCAUCUCACAACUCAACUCUGCUUGCGCCAUGCUGCCCCACCCAUGCUAUGAGGCAGCAGCUAUGA
Molecule: messenger RNA, 1152 nt
Organism: Closterium sp. Naga37s-1
Lineage: Eukaryota; Viridiplantae; Streptophyta; Zygnematophyceae; Desmidiales; Closteriaceae
Source: the annotation of a GenBank genome assembly